AUGAUGAGCAUUUCAGUUUUUGGUUUGCUUCUUGCAAUUCCUUUUCUCUUAACCAGAGAAUCUGAUUGUAAUGGAGAUUCCCCUUUCAAAAACUGUUCACGAUCUGAUCUCUCAGCCCUUAAUGACUUCAAAAAUGGCCUUGAAGAUCCUGGGAAUAGGCUUUCAUCGUGGCAAUGGAGCAAAUGUUGUCAGUGGCAUGGUAUCAGCUGUGACAAUAGAACUGUUGCUGUCAUUUCCAUUGAUCUCCAUAACCCAUAUCCAGUAAAUCCGGUAUAUCAUUCAAGUUUGAGCAGGUAUGGAUUUUGGAACUUGAGUGGGGAGAUUAGCCCUUCAUUGCUAAAACUCAAGUCCUUGCAAUACUUGGACUUGAGUCUCAACACGUUUAAAGACAUUCCAAUCCCUGAAUUUUUAGGAUCUUUGCAAAGCUUGCGAUAUCUGAAUCUAUCAAAAGCUGGGUUUAGUGGUGAAGUUCCUCCAUCUUUAGGGAACCUCUCUAGCUUGCAGUUUCUUGAUGUUUCUUCUGAAUAUUCACUAAUGGCUAGUAAUCUUGAUUGGGUGACCAGUCUUGUCUCACUGAAACAUGUUGUUAUGGAUGGAGUUGACCUUUCUGUGAUAGGAUCCAACUGGGUCAGAGUGUACAAUGUGCUUCCACAUCUGACUGGCUUGCAUCUUUCAGGAUGUGCCUUGUCUGGUUCCAUUUCAUUUCUUAGCCCAAUUAAUUUUACUUCACUAUCUGUGCUAGACCUUUUUUUCAACAAUAUUAAUUCAUUGUUCCCUAACUGGCUUUCUAAUAUUAGUAGCCUAACCUAUGUUGAUUUAAGUAUGGCUGGUUUCUAUGGUAGAAUACCACUUAGUCUUUCUGAGUUACCAAAUCUUCAGUACUUGAGUCUAGGUAGCAAUAAUCUCUCUGCAAGUUGCUCCCAGUUGUUCAGAGGGAGUUGGCAAAAGAUAGAGGUUCUUGAUUUUUCUUUCAAUAAUAUUCGUGGGAAACUUCCUGCUUCCAUUGGAAACAUGUCAUCUCUCAUCAAUUUCAAUCUAUUUGACAACAGUGUGGAUCGUGGGAUUCCUAGCUCCAUUGGUAAACUUUGCUACUUGGAAAAUUUUGAUUUAUCUAUUAACAAAUUGACAGGUAGUUUGCCUGAAGUCCUUGAAGAAACGCAUUGGGGUUUAAACAGUCCCUUGCCUAGUUUGAUGUACUUGAGCCUAUCCAACAAUCAUUUAGUUGGUAAUUUGCCAGAAUGGUUGAGUCAACUUAAUAAUCUUGUAGGAUUGUCUCUAGACUAUAACUUGUUUCAUGGCCCCAUCCCUGCUUCUUUAGGAAACUUACAAAACUUAACUGGUGUAAACCUUUCGGGGAACCAACUGAACGGGACUCUUCCUGAUAGUUUUGGUCAGCUUUCUCAGCUAUCUGCCUUGGAUGUUUCCCUUUAUAAUCUGAUAGGUUCAAUCUCUGAAGUGCAUUUCUCAAAGCUUAAUAAAUUGAAGUUCUUGGGAUUGAGCUCCAAUUCAUUCUUUUCCAAUGUCAGUUCCAAUUGGGUACCUCCAUUCCAGGUCCAGGAUCUUGAAGUAGGUUCAUGUCAUCUGGGUCCUACUUUUCCAGCUUGGCUAAGAACACAAAAAGAAGUUACAUCGCUUGAUAUCUCCAAUGCCAGCAUCUCUGAUUCCAUACCAAACUGGUUCUGGGAUAUUUCCUCCAACCUGUCACUGUUAAAUGUUUCUUUUAAUCAGUUACAUGGCCAGCUAAAAAAUCCUUUGACUGUAGUUCCCUUUGCAGAUGUUGAUUUGAGCUCCAACUUUCUAGAAGGACCAACUCCCCUUUCCACUUUUGAAAUUGAGUUGCUAGAACUCUCCAACAAUCGUUUUUCAGGUCCUAUUCCAGAAAAACUUGCUCAAUCCAUGCCAAACUUGGUCUUCCUCUCUCUUUCAGGUAACCAAUUGACUGGAGAUAUCCCAGUCUCUAUAGGAGCUAUGGUGUCCCUUGUGGUCCUUGAUCUUUCAGGUAACAGCUUAUCAGGUAGCAUUCCUUCAAGCAUUGGGAAUUGCUCUUUCCUAAAUGCAAUGGAUCUUAGCUUCAACAAAUUGUCCGGGGAGAUUCCAUUGUCUUUUAGUCGGUUAAAUCAGCUCAGGUCACUUCAUCUGAGCAAUAAUAAAUUUGGUGAAAUUCCUUCCACUCUGUCAAAUUUAAGCUCACUGCAGGUCCUUGACCUUGCUAAAAACAAUUUGGCUGGAAGCAUUCCAGUCACUUUUGGAGAUUUUAAAGCCAUGUCUCUGGAACAGUACAUAAAUGAAUAUCUACCGUAUGGGAAAUACAGAGGCGUUUACUAUGAAGAAAGCUUGAUUGUGAAUAUAAAAGGUGGGGCUCAGAAGUAUACAAAAACUCUUUCCUUGGUCACUAGUAUAGACCUUGCCAGCAACAACUUACAUGGAGAGUUUCCUAAAGAAAUCACAAAAUUGGUGGGCUUAGUGGCUUUGAACUUGUCAAAGAACCAAGUCAUCGGUCAGAUUCCUGGAAGCAUUUCAAACUUGCGGCAAAUUUCUUCUCUUGAUCUUUCGCACAAUAGGCUCUCAGGUGCAAUUCCUUCCAGCAUGUCUACAUUAUCAUUUUUAGGUUACUUGAAUUUGUCCGACAAUAACUUCUCAGGCAUGAUCCCUUAUAUGGGGCAUGUGACAACUUUUGAUGCAUCAUCUUUUGAUGGGAACUCUGGUCUUCGUGGAGCUCCACUAGUCCUCAAAUGCCCUGGUAAUGAUUCAGAUGGAGGAGGAGGUUCCAUUGUAGAAGACAGUAGUGAUGGUUUCAGUGACAUGUGGUUUUACUUGAGCAUUGGCUUGGGAUUUGCAGUAGGUAUUUUAGUUCCUUUUCUGAUUUUUUCUAUCAGAAAACCUUGGAGCCAUGCCUACUUCUUGCUUGUGGACAAAACUGUUGAUAGACUACUAUAUUUGGCCUGCAAAACUGCUACUCGUUUCAGGAAUCGUUGCAAUUUCCAAGCCUAAUUUCAUUAAGUGCUUUAGUGCAAAUCCGGUGGAAGUGAGUUUCAUAUAAA
This is a messenger RNA of Hevea brasiliensis (rubber tree), 3041 nucleotides long. RefSeq names its product receptor-like protein EIX2. The record is from RefSeq and is a predicted model, not a curated record. The coding region runs from base 1 to 2991 and encodes 996 amino acids. Gene Ontology annotation, molecular function: protein binding. NCBI's taxonomy places the organism in Eukaryota, Viridiplantae, Streptophyta, Magnoliopsida, Malpighiales, Euphorbiaceae. The transcript has 2 exons.